Achroia grisella is the source of this 1200-nucleotide messenger RNA. Its product is annotated as achaete-scute complex protein T3-like. The transcript has 2 exons. Gene Ontology annotation, molecular function: DNA-binding transcription factor activity, RNA polymerase II-specific; RNA polymerase II transcription regulatory region sequence-specific DNA binding; protein dimerization activity. NCBI's taxonomy places the organism in Eukaryota, Metazoa, Arthropoda, Insecta, Lepidoptera, Pyralidae. The coding region runs from base 133 to 846 and encodes 237 amino acids. Gene Ontology annotation, biological process: regulation of transcription by RNA polymerase II; developmental process. The record is from RefSeq and is a predicted model, not a curated record.
CGCCGGCGGCUCACUUGUACGCGAAGCUCCGUUGCCGCCGCUCGCGCACAACUUAAAGCUCUCUAAAGCUUCCCUUAUCGUGCAGUGCUGUUUCGAUCGCAUCGCCGACCGGUCGCGCGACCCAUCUCAAUCAUGCUACAAGAAAUUCAACUCGUUCAAGGUCAGACGAACUAUGUCGUUGUAUCUUCUGGAUAUCCAUCAACGACAGUAAAGACAGCUAUGGAGAAGAGGAACAUACCAAUCGCUCCUGCUCCGGAGAAGAAUUAUGUCACACAUGACACACCUCCAAAUCUGCAAUAUAGAAAAAAGGUCCACUUUAGAACUAAUCCGUAUACUGGACCUCAGGCUGUAUCAAUCGCUCGACGCAACGCCCGUGAACGGAAUCGCGUAAAACAAGUGAAUGAUGGUUUUAAUGCAUUACGACGACACCUCCCAGCUUCUGUGGUCGCUGCAUUAUCCGGUGGCGCUAGACGUGGUUCCGGCAAAAAACUCAGCAAGGUUGACACACUGAGAAUGGUUGUCGAGUACAUAAGGUAUCUCCAGCAAUUAUUGGAAGACGGUGACGCAGCUUUAGGCAUUACUCGUGACCAGGAAAAUAGAGAAAAUAUUCCGAACAGUACUAAUACUCAACCAAUGACUUCUAUGGAUAUGGACGAUGGAUUUUUUUACGGAAGUGGAUCACCUUGUUCUGAAAAAGCAGGUUCUCCAGCACCUUCGGAAUGUUCUUCAGGAGUUUCAUCAGCGUAUUCGAAUGUAGAUCGUUACGAGGUUACCACACAACAGCAUCUGGGUCCUAUGGAUGAGGAUGAAUUAUUAGACGUCAUCUCGUGGUGGCAACAAAAAUAGCAAUAUGGUCAAAUAACUGCAAUAUUGGACGAUUCCCUCCGAUAAUACGUGCAUUAUUUUUGCAUUUAUUUUGAAUAAAUACGAAAAGACUCUUGUAAAUCUAGUCAAACCAGUAGUGCCUUACCGUGGAUGUGUUUUCUAAGCAAGUAUUGAAACAUCGAAGUGCUAAUGAAAUUUCCACUUUCGUCUUAGUUUUGUCAUUUGUUACCUGUUAAUUAAACUUAUUGAGGCUUUGGAAUUCAAGCAAUUGUACAAUUUAAGUACUUUUAAAGCCCAUGAACAACUGUAAAUAUUAGAUAUUAAUCUUAAUUUAAGGUAUAGAAAUAAAUUAUUUAUUGAAUUUGUGAAUGUUCA